AUGAACACUGCUGCACUUUUGCAGGCCGCUUCAUCUCCUGGCAAUCCGUCAUCUCCUCCACAACCUCAUACUUCCACCAUGAGCUCCAUGCAGGCUCCACAAGCUCCUGCCUCAUCACCGACUCUCAUUCGGAUGCAGACGAUCCUGAAACCCUCCGUCGUCAUCGUCACCUUCAUCCUUCCCGUUAUCAUUGUCUUUAUGGCGUGGCUGAAGACAGUGUCAAUCCAUUUCGAUGUGCCAUCUUCCGCAAUGUCUUACACUGAUGAUCUUAUCACCAUCACCAUCCAUCGCAGAUAUCACCGUGGUACGUACAAGGAAACCAAUCCUGAGGUGUGCGGAAUUGGAGUUUGCUAUUGCCCGAUGACUGCCAUUAUGCAUUCCUUCUUCUCUCUGCUCACCCCUUCUUCUCUUUGCACCCUCCCAUUCAUCUACUAUAUCAUACCAUCGGUGGUCCCAGGUUGCGGAGUGCUAGUCCGAUGA
This is a messenger RNA of Sparassis crispa, 480 nucleotides long. RefSeq lists its product as hypothetical. The transcript has a single exon. NCBI's taxonomy places the organism in Eukaryota, Fungi, Basidiomycota, Agaricomycetes, Polyporales, Sparassidaceae. The record is from RefSeq and is a predicted model, not a curated record. The coding region runs from base 1 to 480 and encodes 159 amino acids.